UAUCUAAAACUUUCAGAGCAACGAACGCGUGUUUUCUCUCAAUUCAACUAUCGGUGAUUUCAGUGAAAAUGCUCCGUCGUCAGGCACGGCUCCGCCGGGAAUACGUGUACCGAAAAGCGGUCGAAAGUAAACACAAAGCAUUGCAGGACAAGAAGGCAAAAAUCAAAAAGGCUCUAGAGGAUCACACCUCAAUCCAUGGAGAUUUGAAAAAGGAUGCUCUAACACUGCAGGAUAAACUAAAAUGGAACGACGAAGGACCGAAGCGAGCUGCUGAAAUUGGAGGAAUCAGUGGUGGAGCUAAUACGGCAAACUCCCAAGACGAUGAGUACCGGUAUGCAGGUUGUGAAGACCCGAAAAUUAUGAUUACAACGUCUCGUGAUCCGUCAGCUAAACUGAAACAGUUUGUAAAGGAGCUGAGGCUAAUUUUUCCCAAUGCUCAACGCAUGAACCGAGGUAACUUUGAAAUGAAGCAACUAAUUCACGCAUGUCGCGCCAAUAACGUAACGGACUUCAUCGUGGUUCACGAACAUCGUGGCGUUCCAGAUAACCUAAUUAUCUGUCAUCUGCCCUACGGGCCAACCGCAUCAUUCAACAUGUCAGAUGUAGUUAUGCGCCAUGAUAUCCCAGAUAUUGGUCCCAUGAGCGAACAAAAGCCGCACCUGAUAUUUCACAAUUUUAAGACCAAACUGGCAGAGAGAACGAUGUCUAUCCUAAAGUACCUGUUCCCGGUGCCGAAAGAAGACUCGAAGCGAGUGAUGACUUUUGCAAAUCAUGACGAUUAUGUCAGCUUUCGGCACCACACGUUCAAAACAGUUGAAAAGGAAUUGGAACUGACAGAAGUGGGACCGAGAUUUCAGCUGAAACUUUACCAAAUCAAGCUAGGCACAUUGGAUGAACUGGACGCAGCAGAUACAGAAUGGGUCUAUCGACCGUACAUGAACACGGCUGCUAAACGAAGAUUCUUCUCCGACGAUGAUGGUUGGCAACAAGACGAUGAUGUUCAAUAAAAUCUAUAUUUACUUA
This is a messenger RNA of Topomyia yanbarensis, 1023 nucleotides long. Its product is annotated as U3 small nucleolar ribonucleoprotein protein IMP4. Lineage: Eukaryota; Metazoa; Arthropoda; Insecta; Diptera; Culicidae. Bases 69 to 1007 code for a protein of 312 amino acids. The record is from RefSeq and is a predicted model, not a curated record. The transcript has a single exon. Gene Ontology annotation, biological process: rRNA processing. Gene Ontology annotation, molecular function: rRNA primary transcript binding; snoRNA binding. Gene Ontology annotation, cellular component: nucleolus; small-subunit processome; Mpp10 complex.